Anopheles marshallii is the source of this 1677-nucleotide messenger RNA. It is a transcript of the gene Eaat2, whose product is annotated as excitatory amino acid transporter. Bases 1 to 1677 code for a protein of 558 amino acids. NCBI's taxonomy places the organism in Eukaryota, Metazoa, Arthropoda, Insecta, Diptera, Culicidae. Gene Ontology annotation, biological process: L-glutamate transmembrane transport. The transcript has 4 exons. Gene Ontology annotation, molecular function: glutamate:sodium symporter activity; L-glutamate transmembrane transporter activity; neutral L-amino acid transmembrane transporter activity. The record is from RefSeq and is a predicted model, not a curated record. Gene Ontology annotation, cellular component: plasma membrane.
AUGUGUUUGGUGCACGAGAUGGCACAAAGUCAGCAGAGCUUUUUGAAGCAGGAAGCGGGUCAGCUGAGCCGGGAAGAUACGCUGCUGAAAAUGGCCGAUCACCGUGCAAACUGGAGCCGCGUACUGGCGGACAACAAGCUUAUACUCAUCACACUGAGCGGAGUGCUGUUGGGAGUUAUAAUAGGAUUUACCUUUCGACCUUUGGGGCUGUCAAGCGACUCGCUGAUGCUUAUCGCCUAUCCGGGAGAGCUGUUUAUGCGCGUACUGAAGCUGAUGAUUCUUCCACUCGUGAUAGCGAGUCUUAUUAGCGGAUCUUCCAGCUUAAACGCGAAACUAAAUGGCAAAAUAGCGCUGCGCACAUUCGUGUACUUUCUGACGACAUCACUGUUGAACGCCAUUCUUGGAACUACGCUGGCGCUCAUAAUACAUCCGGGCAAUCCGACUACGGACGAUGCUGUACAUAGCGACUUAUUGAGAGAUACUUCGCUGAGCAAGGCUAAGACGGUGAGCCUUAUGGAUAGCGUGCUGGAUCUUGGACGGAAUAUCUUUCCGGACAACAUCUUCCAGGCUGCGCUUCAACAAGCCCACACCGUGUAUGUCCCGAAGGAACCUUCGGGUGGAUUGGGCAAUGGUACGGAGCUGUCCCAAACGUCCACUCCGGUUACAUCCACCUCCGUCAAUCUUGUCGAAUGGUCCGAGCAGAAUGUGGAAUGGACGCGAAUUGUCGAGUACCGUUCCGGCACCAACUCGCUCGGGAUCGUAUUCUUCUGCCUCGUGUUCGGUACGCUGCUGGGGACGAUCGGUCGCAAGGGCUAUGUGGUGGUACAGUUUUUCUCCGCCAUUUUCGACGUCAUUAUGAAGAUGGUGACGGGUGUGAUGUGGCUAACGCCGAUCGGGAUCAGCAGCGUGAUCGCCGGGAAAAUCUUGAGCGUCGACGACAUAGGCUUCGUCAUGACACAGCUGGCCUGGUUCAUCUUUACCAUUGCGCUGGGUGUAUUCCUGUACCAGUGGGUCAUCUUACAGGCGAUUUACUUCGUGUUUCUUCGCAAGAACCCGUUCCGCUUCUAUCUGGGGCUGGUACAACCAAUACUGACCGGUUUCGCUACUGCAUCCACGGCCGCAGCCUUACCGCUGACGUUUCGCUGCAUGAACGAGCGGCUGAAGAUUGAUUCGCGCAUAACGCGCUUUGUGCUGCCGAUCGGCUGCAACAUCAACAUGGAUGGAACGGCACUGUUCAUCGCGGUCGCCUCCAUCUUUAUCGCCCAGAUGAGCAAUAUGACGCUGAACGUCGGACAGGUGGUAACUGUCAUCCUAACCUCAACCGCCGCCUCUAUGAGCUCGGCCAGUAUUCCUUCUGCAGCGCUCGUACUACUGCUGAUCGCGCUAUCCGCGAUCGAUGCACCGAUCAACAAUGCCACGCUGCUGUUUGCCAUCGAUUGGUUUGUGGAUCGUAUUCGGACAACGAAUAACCUGCUGGGCGAUUGCUAUGCCGCAGCCGUGGUAGAGCAUCUGUCCCGGAACGAGCUGAAAAUUUCCGACAUCGAUGCGUACUACAAGGAUGACGACGUGACGUCGGAUGACCAGUGCGAGCAGGAUGUGAACGGCAAGCGGAAAUUAUCCUUCCCCAAUUCUGUGAUUUUAAACGUAGAAGUAUCGACACCGGUGUCCAACCCUUGA